This is a messenger RNA of Chrysoperla carnea, 2385 nucleotides long. Its product is annotated as ABC transporter G family member 20-like. The coding region runs from base 170 to 2347 and encodes 725 amino acids. The record is from RefSeq and is a predicted model, not a curated record. The transcript has 11 exons. Gene Ontology annotation, molecular function: ATP binding; ATP hydrolysis activity; ABC-type transporter activity. Gene Ontology annotation, cellular component: membrane. NCBI's taxonomy places the organism in Eukaryota, Metazoa, Arthropoda, Insecta, Neuroptera, Chrysopidae.
UGUUAUGGUUUUUUAACAAUUUUGUAUUUUUAAGUCAAUGAACUAAAUAAUUUUGUGUGUUCAAAAUUUGGAUCAGCAAUUCAUAUUGGAAAUGCGAUUUAAUUGAUUGUUAAACGAACGUUAUUGGAAUCAACAAUCAGCAAGACUUGAAAUUACACCGCCAGCAACAAUGGAUGCAGCCGUUAUAUUUCGUAAUGCAACCAAGUUUUAUGGAUCGGGUGAUAAGGCGAAUAUGGUUUUUCAAAAUUUAAAUAUGACAGUGCUGCGCGGUACAAUAUAUGGUUUAUUAGGUGCUAGUGGCUGUGGUAAAACAACACUGUUAAGUUGUUUAGUCGGAGUAAAAGAAUUAAAUUCCGGUGAAUGUUGGGUAUUAGGUGGCAGACCAGGAUCACCAGGUAGUGGUGUACCCGGACCUAGAAUUGGUUAUAUGCCACAAGAUAUAUCCUUAAUUAGUGAAUUUACUGUAAGAAGUGCCGUUUUUUAUUUUGGACGUAUAUAUAACUUAAAAGAAGAAAAAAUUGAGGAACGAUUUACAUUUCUAUCAAAAUUAUUGGAUUUACCUCCUGCCAACAGAUUUAUGAAAGAUUGCAGUGGUGGACAACAGAGGCGUGUUUCAUUUGCAUGUGCAUUAGUUCAUGAACCAGAGUUAUUGAUUUUGGAUGAACCUACAGUAGGAUUAGAUCCAGUCUUAAGAGAUAAUAUCUGGAAUCAUUUAGUUGAAUUAACAAAAACACAAAAUACAGCCGUUAUUAUUACAACGCAUUACAUUGAAGAAACCAAACAAGCACAUUCGAUUGGUUUGAUGCGUGGUGGAACUCUUAUGGCUGAAGAAUCUCCAGAUAAUUUAAUGGAAUUAUUUGGUGUUGAAUCAUUAGAAGAUGCAUUUUUAAUUUUAAGUCAACGGCAAACUAGAGGUGAACCAGUUCCAGAAUUUCAAAAUGAAGAAUAUCAAGCAAAGAAACGAUUGCGUGAUAGUCUAUAUUCUAGUUCAAAUAGUGUUGCUGAUACUAGAGUUAGUGGUAGUACAUUUGCAUUAGUUUCAAACGAAAACAUAACCGAAAAUCGAACAAAUAAUCCACCAACAGCAAAGAAAAAAAAAUACAAACAGUAUUAUAAUUCAAAAAGAUUAAAGGCGUUAUUGAUCAAAAAUUUUGAACAAAUUGGGCGAAAUCAUUCUGGGUUAUUAUGGACAUUUCUAUUUCCCAUUAUUGAAAUGUUUGCAUUUUUCUGGGGAGUUGGUACUGAUCCUGAAUCUUUACGUCUUGGAAUUGUAAAUGGUGAAAGCACAUGGGACAACUGUUUAAAUUAUACAGCAAGUUAUCCAACAGCAAAAUACAUUUCAGAUGAUCAAAGUUGUGAGUUAACGUUGCUUAGUUGCCGAUUUUUACAAUCCCUUAAUACAACAAUCGCUUCAAAGGUAUUUUAUGAUGAUAUAGAAAGUGCGAGACAUGAUGUUGAAAGUGGGAAAAAUGUUGGUUACAUGUAUUUUGCACCAAAUUUCACGGAAGCGUCAUUAGCUCGACAAAAUGAUGGUAGAUUAGUCGAGGAUUACGAUUUAGAUUUUAGUGAAUUACAAAUAUGGCUUGAUAUGUCUAAUCGUCAGAUAGGUGAAGUUUUAAAAUGGAAUUUGUAUGGAUAUUAUUACGACUUUAUGCAUGAUUUAUUAACUGAAUGUAAUGAAAAUCCAAAAUUAGCAAAUAUUCCAAUAAAUUUCGAGCCGCCAAUUUAUGGAAAAGCAAACGAUGAAUAUUUAGUUUUUAUGUUCCCAGCUGUGAUAAUUACUUUAACAUAUUUUAUGUCAACUUCUGUAACUUCAGCGACUAUUGUGGUUGAUCGAUUAGAAGGUGUGUGGGAUCGAUCAUUAGUUGCAGGAAUAUCACAUGGUGAAAUAUUAUUUACACACUUUGUUUCACAAUUGGUAUUAGUUAUAAUGCAAAUAAUUGAACUAUUAUUUAUAUCGAUGGUGAUAUUUGAUAUGAAGUGUAAUGGUCAAUUUUGGCUUGCGUUGAUACUAAUUUUUACACAAGGAUUUAAUGGAAUGUUAAAUGGUUUCUUUGUAUCAAUUACUUGCACAACAAUUACGUUGGCAAAUCUGGUGACCACUGGUUCCUUUUUCAUGAUGAUUUUAAUGUGUGGUUUAAUAUGGCCAUUGGAAGGUAUGCCUAGUGGCUUAAGGUGGAUAUCGCUAUGUUUACCGUUCACAGUACCAAUAAUAUCAUUACGUGAUAUAUUAACUCGUGGAUGGUCAUUGAAAUAUUUUGAAGUUGUACUUGGAUUUAUUGUAUCAAGUAUAUGGACAAUUGUGUAUGUAGUUGUGUCAUUGUUUAUAUUGAAACGAAAAGGUUGAAAAAAAUUUUUUUUUUAAUUUAUUAGCAAAGAAAAGUU